AGCUAGGUUUCUUCCUGGAGAUAUUGGUGAUCCACCGCUACUAGAUACGAAAGUCCGUUAGGUGAAAGCUUCUUCUAUCCCGUCCAAAACUAUACGAACCAUUUUAAAAUAUACAAAUCCACAAACCGACUAGAAUAAGUUUAGUCAAGCGGCUAGACUACCAACUUCUGCACAUUAUGAAAAACUUGAAACAGUGCCGAUAUAACAAAAAGUGGGCGUAAAGAAAUCAAUUGAUUCAUCCAACCUCGUUAAAAGAUAUUUGAUUACGGAUACUUAUUGAUACAACCAUUUGAACUAUUUGACUGGUACGUUACAUUUAGUUUUUGGCAAGUAGAAGUCUUAAUAUAGACAGAACUCACUUGAUUUCACUACAUAAAGUAAGGGUUAACAAUGAAGGUUGGAUGUAUUCAGGCAUAUGAUGCUUCUAUGCUUACCUAUGAUCAUAUCGAAGCCUCCAAUGUAAUACAGUUAGCUAAGGAACUUACAAAUAUAAAACUACCAACAGAUAUUGAAGUGGAAUGGCUGUUAAAAGCAAUUUGCUUAAUUGAUUUAACCACAUUAGCUGGGGAUGAUACACCUGUUAAUGUACAAAGACUUUGUGUAAAGGCAGCUCAUCCGCUAAGUGAAUGCGUUUUGAAUAAAAUUGAAAACGCAUUCAACGUGAAUCUACAAGAUUUAAGAACAGCUGCUGUAUGUGUUUAUCCAUAUCAAGUUAAAACAUGUGCAGAAACUUUUAAGAAAUUAAAAUUACCAAAUUUUAAUAUUGCUUCUGUUGCUACUGGUUUUCCUACUGGACAGUAUCCCUUAGAAACUCGGCUAUUGGAAAUUAAAUCAGCUAUAAAUGAUGGAGCAAAUGAAAUUGAUGUGGUAAUAAAUAGAACAUUAGCUUUACAAGGUGAUUGGGAAGGAGUUUAUAAUGAAGUAUGUGCAAUGCGUAAAGCUUGUGGUGAUCAAGCGCACUUAAAGACUAUUCUUGCUACUGGUGAAUUAAGCAGUUAUGAUAAUGUUUAUAAGGCUUCAAUGGUUUGUAUGUUAGCUGGAGCAGAUUUUAUUAAAACUUCUACUGGCAAAGAAACAGUCAAUGCAACACUCCCAGUUUCAUUGGUUAUGGCUAGAGCUAUUCAAGAUUUCAAUGAGAUAUAUGGCAUCAAGGUUGGCUUCAAACCUGCUGGUGGUCUUCGUACAGCUAAAGAUGCUAUCGAUUAUCUUCAAUUAAUCGAUAAUGUUCUCGGUUCUGAUUGGAUAAAUCCAGAUUAUUUACGAUUUGGAGCUAGUUCAUUAUUGGCCAAUAUUGAAACUCGAUUAUACAGUCUAUGCCAUAAUGGUUUAAUACCAUUACCUGGUGAAUUAGAUUUUUUCUAAUUUUUGUUUACCUCUUCUUUUUUCCUCGUUUUCUUUCAAUUUAUUCAAUUUGAUUAUUUUUGAUGAUUAUGUUUGCUUUAUUUUCUUUGCUGCUGCUGCUGCUGUUGUUGUUGUUGUUGUUGAAAAAAAAGUCGUUUCUAUCAAUAUAUUUUUUUAUUCUGAUAAACCAAACGCUAUUUAUAUUUUGUACACAUUUCGUUUUGAUUGCAAAAAGAAUACAAAGAGGUGUGGCGACAGGAGUAGAGAGGAAAGCGAAACGAAAAAAAUACAACAACAAUAACAACAACAGCAACUGUAUGUUUAGUUAAUCGUUUCUUUUUGUUUAACAAAAAAAAAAGAAAUAAAUGACAAGGGGUUUCUAUUUACGCUUAUUCUCAUUGGUUCCUUGUCGUUUUUCACUGAAUCUCUCUGACACUUCUUUUUAGGUCUGUGUGUAUCACACAUCGAAAUAUAUAUAUAUAUAUAUAUAUAU
This is a messenger RNA of Schistosoma spindalis, 1834 nucleotides long. The record is from the annotation of a GenBank genome assembly. Lineage: Eukaryota; Metazoa; Platyhelminthes; Trematoda; Strigeidida; Schistosomatidae.